This is a messenger RNA of Talaromyces atroroseus, 1824 nucleotides long. RefSeq lists its product as hypothetical. Gene Ontology annotation, molecular function: RNA polymerase II cis-regulatory region sequence-specific DNA binding; DNA-binding transcription factor activity, RNA polymerase II-specific; zinc ion binding. The transcript has 4 exons. Gene Ontology annotation, biological process: regulation of transcription by RNA polymerase II; DNA-templated transcription. The record is from RefSeq and is a predicted model, not a curated record. The coding region runs from base 1 to 1824 and encodes 607 amino acids. Gene Ontology annotation, cellular component: chromatin. Lineage: Eukaryota; Fungi; Ascomycota; Eurotiomycetes; Eurotiales; Trichocomaceae.
AUGUUUCUUCCUCCGGGACUGGACCAGCAUACAUAUGCAAUAUAUGUCAACGGCAAUUUACUCGCAAUCUCCUGCGAUGCGUGCCGCGCUAACAAAACCAAAUGCUCCGGUGGGCCGCCGUGCUCGCUAUGUAGACGACGAGGUAUUGACUGUACUCUUCGAAACUGUCUCCGUCAAUCAAGAGGAGUACCGACAAGCGAUGGGUCUGCAGCUGCGAAUGCUUCCGUUAGCGAGGAUGAUGACGACGUUGAUAUAUCAACGUCGCCUACAUGCUUGCGGCCAGAGAACUUCCCAGCGGAACACGUAUUGCAUCCGGAAGGGGAACAUCUUCCGCCAAAUCUUGAAUUUCUCAAAAAUGUCACUGUUGUCUCGUCCGAGCCGCGCACAACUGGCGAAUUUCGGCCCCUAAGCCGUGGAAUGGAAGGUAUAUACGAACUCCUGGUAGCCGAAAAGCCUUCGUUAGAAGGGGCUAUGGAAGGAUCGGAUGGAUUACAAGAAUUCGUGACCAAGUAUCUUGAGACAUAUUUCAAAAGAUUCCACCUCCGGUGGCCUACCCUUCACGCGCCAGUAUUCAGCCUGGAUAUAAGUACUAUGCCCUUGCACCUUUCUGCAUCGAUUGAUCCCGAAUUGAUCCCCGAAGGUCAGGCAUGGCCAAUCGAACUUUUUCAGGCAGUUAUAUUGACCCUGAUCUUCUCACUCUAUCGCACCGAUAAAACCGCUUUGUCCAGAGCUAUGCUUCUUCGAAGCACAUUCAUAACCUUUCUCCGAGAGCUCGGGGCCUUCGACGCCGAAAUACUGGCAAGCCAUUUAAAAACUCACUAUAGCGGCACAUUUGCUCCUUACACGUUAAGUAUGCGCGAACAUCUCACACGAUUGCUUGCGUUGACCUAUCAGUUCGACGUUUACUUCGCUCUUGCCCACGAAAAGCCACCCAUACUUCACCGUCAAGAAGUUGAUGUAGGUCUCCCAAAUACUUUUGCGCUGUGGAACUCAUAUGGCAUUGAUGUAUUUGAUGCACGACAGCCAGAGGAACCACUUGGACGAAUAGAAUUUCGAAUAUCUGAGAUGACAAACCGCCCGGACUCAUUUACAAGCUCGCAACUCCUUGUGGAAGACGUACAACUGGGAUUAUGUGGCCUCUUGCAGGCGAUAUGGGUCUUUAGGCAGUCUUCUUCCUCAUCCAAAACGGAAAGACACCCCAGUAGCGCUUUGCAAAAUGCACUACUCAUCGAGAUUCUCGACGACUGGAAAUUGGAGCUAGAUAAAAUCAACAAGCUGGCUAACGCAAGGAGCAUGACCAGUAAUGCUACCAGAACUCUGUUGCUGGCGUAUCGCGGAGCAGAUAGUUCUGUAGCGGCAUCAUUAGAGAAAAUCAACACCCUUGUACAAGACGGGAUGAUUCUGUACUAUUACUUGAAAAUGUACCACAAUGCCGGCUUGGUGAAGACACAAACCGAGGAACCCCAUACGGAUGAGACUUUGUGGACCCUCAAUAAAUACGGAAGAAAAGCUCUAGUGUGUGCGCUGCAAAUACUCAAAUUGGUGGAAUCGAUUGGGGCGUGGAAGGCGUGCCUCAAUCCACUUAUUCGGCAUGCGCUCGCCAUGGGUCUCAAUGUGACGAAAACAGCGUUGGUUUCAGGCCAGAAACGCGAAUGCGAGUGCCUCACUAACGAUGGCCAGCACGCUGAUGUAAAUCUUCAACAGUGGACCGAGAUUGGUGGGCCUAUUUGGAUUGAUGGCACACCAGUAUGUCUUUGCACGUUGAACUUUUGGACCAAGAGUUUUGAGGAAGCAAUGCAGGAUCUAAAUAUCAUGGAGGGAUGA